This is a messenger RNA of Plenodomus lingam JN3, 2064 nucleotides long. The record is from RefSeq and is a predicted model, not a curated record. NCBI's taxonomy places the organism in Eukaryota, Fungi, Ascomycota, Dothideomycetes, Pleosporales, Leptosphaeriaceae.
AUGGCCGACAGGACCAAAUAUCGUAUCGCCACAGACUUACCAAAUGAGAAGACAAAUCACGGAUACGACUCUAGUAUUCCCCCUCUGGUAAACUUUCUCGCUGCAACAAACCAUAUCCGGAACCUAUUCGAGAACAAGAAAAUUUUGUACGGUAUGACUGGGGGGUUCGAAACUUUGUGCUUGGGCUAUCGUCGAGAGAUGCUGGAUCUGCACAUUGCAUAUGACGACAAGGAUUUUUUCCGUAUCAAGAAAAAGCUACAAGCAGACAAACGAAACAGCGUUGUUAUAUCAGAUGGCAUGAACCCGCUGUUCCCUUUUAAGAUUCUAGUAUGCACUGGGCCAGCAUAUAAAGACCUUGGCUGCCACAAAGCAGCAGCGAUCGAGGUAAAUAUGAUACCUCCAGAAUCAUGUGGAAGUCCCCCAAGCGGCGUGCUGAGCAACAGCCUGGUCCUAGUGAGCUUGAAGAAGGACGGGCAGCUCAAGACGUAUAACGGCCUGAAUAUGCUAUACCUGCUUCAAACAAUGUUACACUUAUGCGAAUCACGGAAUCUUGCAUGGGAUCCAAGAAAAGAUAUAUUGUUCUUAUGCCGGAUAUAUGGCAGCGAAGUACAAGCCAUCCGGGCAAAGCUUGAUGAAAAGUUGGUCGAGCGGAACUUCUUAGGGACACCCUUCCUUUCGAGACUCUCUCGUGAGGACCAACACAACUGUUACCAAGUGCUUCUGGGCAAAGAAUCUCCUCCUCUUAUGUCAAUAAGUCCACCUACACCACAAGUUGAUCAUGGACGUUCUGUCUCAGACCCUGCCAUUCGAACACUUGGUUUGAAUCAACAUCACUACAUGCCAGAACUAGGCAUUCGGAAAAGUCUGGACGUUCUCACUCCAACGCUACCAGCAAUGGCCAAAUCUCCGCGUAAGGACAGUCUCGUCGCUGGUUUAGAGUCACCAGGAGCGGUCAUCGCGGCCAAGCCCACGACUUUAGGAAAACCUGCACCCAAAAGACACUCUCGCUUACGAUAUCGCUCCACUAGGAACACGCAAGUUAAGCCUGGCCAUGGCAAGGAUCAACGCUCGCCCCAAAGCUUAGAACAACACAUACCUACGCAGCAAACCCAACCUGAAAAAGCUUCUUGCAAUGGUAUACCAAUUAUGGUACUGUCGGAAAGGAGUGAGACAUCUGAAUCUUCCCUUCCCGCGGAGGCCCAAGCUGUACCGAACCUAUUUCACCCGUUUGAAGGUCCUUCAACUUGUAGCGAGCAAGAUGCGGAGCCUCAACAACACCCACAAACUCUGCAGACAGUAGUUUAUAAGGGGUUGCGGGAUAAACGGCCAGUCCCAGGGGUCACUUCUGAUGCAUCUGCCACUUCGCCGGAUUCAGCAGCGAAACGUUUCGAGCUUACCACCACGAGUCAUAUACAGGAAACUAUAGCAGAGCUGUCUGCUGAAAUUGAAGCUGCGUUACAGUUUGCAACCCACGAAAUGCCCGACUAUCAAUAUUCUUCGGAAGACCAUUCUGACCAGAACCUAACGCAACAACAACUUAGAGCAAACAGAUGUAGCAAAGAGUGUGAGCCUUUGAAUGACCUUCCUGUCACUCUUAUGGCUGGCUGGGGUAAAAGAGUGUCCUCUGAUAUCAAAGCCAUGAGUGGUGAGACAAUGAGACAGCCCGUCCUGGGGUUUACUGGAGGGGUCAAAACGAACGCCUCGAGAUACUCGCGUUACUACCCCAAGCCAGUGUCUGCGCCGAACAGCAACACCACUUCGACUCAGCUAACACCUGUCACAUCGACGGUCUACAAGGCCUAUCACCCUGAAUCAUUGCCUUCAGUACUGCAGAAUUUCGACUCUGCUAGCGCAGAUAGGCAAGCUAUUAGCUUGGAGGAACAUGCAGAUUUUGAGAGCGCCCGAGAUUGGCUUCGAACACACAAAGGGGAACGUAACCACGAGUCAACAGAGGUACAUAUAUCGCAAAACUCGAGCUCUUUGGCACAGGCUUAUCAAGCCGAGCUACCAGACUUUGGGGACGGCUAUGGGACGGGCACUUGUCGAGACGAAACAGAAUACUGA